Messenger RNA from Symbiodinium necroappetens, 2964 nucleotides. The record is from the annotation of a GenBank genome assembly. NCBI's taxonomy places the organism in Eukaryota, Dinophyceae, Suessiales, Symbiodiniaceae.
AUGCCCGACGAGGCUUUCGUGUCACCUCUGGAACUGCGGAAGUGGAGAGAGGAUCUGCCCUUCCGGAUGAAACACAGGAUCAUCAUCCUCUCCCAUGUCUGGGAGACGAUGGAGCACCCCGACCCGCUUGGUUUCCAGCUGGGCAAGAUGAUGACCGUGCCUGACAUCGACUCAUCAUGGUGGUUCGUGGACUUCAUGUCAUUGUUCCAAUUCUAUCGUGAUCGACCCGAGCAGGAGAACAGUUUCCGAGAGGCAUUGGCCCACAUGCACGUGAUGUACUCCCAUGAUGACACAUGGACGAUGGUGUUGGAAGACCUCACACCCCAGGAGCAGAUGGACAAGUGCAGCAGGCGAGAGGUCGAAGUUUUCAGCUGCCCUGAAGACCAGCCCCAAGCGGGCAAGGUUGGCCCAGUGAGACUGCAAGCGCUCCAUCACAACCGACGCCCGUACCAGCAGAGAGGCUGGUGCCGUGCUGAGCUGGAGUGGUCAGGCACGCGGAGCCAGGGGCACAUAAUCAACUGCGGUAGCACUGUCAAGUACGGUGGCCGAGCGCCACUCUGUCCGGAACUGUUCCAGCAGCAGGUAGCGGCAGGUUCCUUGCAUUUCACGCAUCGCAGCACAGAUGCAAGGCCGGUAAUGGAGAAGCAGGCAGAGGUGUUCCUGGCCAAGGCCAAAUCCUGCAAGUCUCUAGACUUGAAGAGCCUGCCAGUAACAGAGCUGAUAGUGCUGGCCGACGCUCUCUUCUACUAUGAGGUGCUGGCGCAUUUGUCUCUUGCAAAUUGCAACUUCACCAGUGAGUGUCAAGAACAAGCAAAAGGCUUCUCGCAAGCUUUAGAGCGGUCUACCAGCUUCAGUCUCUACCGCACCCUGCGCAACGUGUGGCUAGAGCAGUGCUGCAUGGACUUCGCCAUCUUGGAGGCAUUGUCCAAUUGGCUCUCACAGCUCCAAUCUCUGGAGGCCAUUGGCCUUCGGCAGUGUGGUGUUCAAGAUCAUGGAGCCCGGUGUUUGGCGCGGAAGUUGAAGUCCAACUCGCUGCUGCGAUACAUCGAUCUCAGUGGCAACUGCAUCGAGGAUGCUGGUGCAGAGGCGAUUGCGCAGCUGCUGCAGAAGAGUAGAUCCAUCGAGGUCUUGAAUCUGGACUCCAACCGCAUCGAAAAUGCAGGGGCCGCGGCUUUGGCGAAGGCGGUCACAGAGAACCCGGUGGUGCAGAAGCUCCUCCUCAGCUACAAUUGCAUAGGAGCUAGCGGGGCACGCGCCCUGGCGGCAGCUGCCCGCGAAGGUAAGUCCCUGAAAACGCUCUACCUUCACGGGAGUCCUGUGGCACAGGGAUGCGACGAUCUUGCUGGAGCGCUGCGUGCCAAGCCAACCUUAGAUUUCGGGCAGACAUCCGUGGAUCAAGCUGCAGCAUCCUUCGCAAACGGACUCACGUCAAAUGAUUCCGAUGCGACCGGCAUGCAGGGAACAGGAUCAGAGGAUAGCCGUGAUGAAGGCAUUUCUGUCGACCUGACGAGCGUCGAUUCUCUGAUCGACUUCCUCCUCCACCCAGCCGAGCCGAUCCGCUUGGUGAAGGGGAGCUAUCUGCAGAGCUUGCACUGGCAGGGGCUGACGAUGCCCCGACGGCAGGAUGUCCCAGAGGAUGGCUUCGUUUCCAGGGAGGAGCUGCAGAAGUGGAAGGAUGAAGUCAAGUUCCGUGCAGAGCAUCCCAUCGUCGGCUUGAGCCACGCGUGGGAGGCCCUGGAGCAUCCCGACUACGCAGGCUUCCAGUUAUCGUUGAUCGUGGGCUUCCGACAUUCGGACCUGCCUGGAACAGAGAUGUGGUGGCAUUUUAUAGACUACAUGUCAACGUUUCAAAUCUGGCAAACACCGAAACAAGACUACAGCUUCCAAGUCUACAUGCAGCACGUGCACGUCAUGUUCGCGCAUGACGAGACUUACACUCUUGCCAUUGAUGAGUUGACGCCUGAGGCAAAGCGUGUAGCAGCGCUAAGCAAGUCAAUUAGGAUUCGCCUGCCGGACGUAGACGGAGUUCAAACAGUACCGGUGCGCGACCUAGUGUUGAAGGGAAUCCCGCCUCGUGAAAGGGGCUGGAUGCAGGCCGAGCAGUUGUGGUCCAGGGCCAGAAGCAGCCCAUCUCGCUACAUGAUGGUCAACGAAGCAUCAGAGCGCAGGCGUGGGCUGAGUGGCAAAGCUCCACUCAUGACCACGGACGCACGUUCGGUGUCUAAAGAGGUUGCUGGUAUGAAAUUCGCACAGCAAAAGGAUGCGGACGCCGUCACGUACAUCUUGCACCAGAUCUUGGAGGAAAAGGCCAACAAUCUGAGAUUGCUGACAUUGGUGAAGCUCCCGCAAAGUGAGAUGCUUGCCCUCAUGGCCGCUCUGCCUCGGUAUCAAGCACUUCAGCGCCUCCACGUGACAGACAGCCCGAUGAUGGAAGCAGACGUGAGGGAGCUUGCCGCCGCCCUGGGAGCUCCGUGCCUUCAACACAGCUUGGAGCAAGUGGUCCUUUGCCGCAACAUGCUGGAGGACUCCGGUGCCUUAGCUUUGGCACCAGCUUUGGGCUCCUGCUGCAGGCUCCACGAUCUGGAUCUUUCCGGGAACGGCCUGGGCAACCGCGGAGCACAAGCAGCCACGAGCAUUGUGCAGACUAGCCAAUCUCUGCGCAGCCUCCGACUGAACAAGAACCGCGUGGGUGAUGCGGGAGCCCUUUCCCUGGCCCAAUCUCUACAGAGCCGGGCAUGUUUACUGCAGGAGCUGAGCCUUAAAGAGAACUUCCUCGGGGACGCAGGGGCCCGCCACUUCGCCGUCGCCUUGCAGUCAGCCCCGCAGCUCUCAACGCUGGACUUGGAGCAGAACCGCUUCGGCAGGGCCGGCCGCGAGGCGUUGCACCUUGCGCUGGAGGGGCUGCUGCAUGCUGGCCGCGACAUCGAUUUCCGCCCAGAGGAGCUGCAGGUAACUGGCAGACAA